AUGGCCGCGUCAUCCGCCGCGACCUCAGGGAUCCCAGCGACGCAGCGCGCAGCUACAGUGCUCGCAUACGAGGGGCCGAAGCGCCUCGCGGACAACUUGCGGCUCGUAACAGACAAGCCCGUCCCUAGCCUCGGCCCGAACCAGGUUCUGGUUCGGAUGCAGCUUCGGCCCGUGAAUCCCGCGGACGGCCUCUGCGCCAUGGGCUACUAUCCGGGAUUCGCGCCAGCAAGCGCGCUCCCCGCAACUCUCGGGCUGGAGGGCAUGGGAGUCGUGGCGGCGCUGGGCGAAGCGGUAGCGCAAUCGGCGCCGGAUCUGGCGGUGGGGCGGCGCGUGGUGCCGCUGCUGGCGCUGGGCGCGCUUGAGGCGGGCAGCGGCGCGUGGCAGGAGUACGUGGCGGUGGACGCGGCGCAUGUGGCGGCGGUGCCCGCGGGGGUGCGCGACGAGGACGCGGCGCAGGUGGCGGUGAAUCCGCUGACGGUGCUGGGCAUGCUCAACCAACUGAACGUUCCCAAAGGCGAGUAUGUGGUGCAGACGCAGGCGGGGUCGACGCUGGGGCGCAUGCUCAUCCAGGUGGCGCGCUCUCGCGGCAUCAAGACAAUCAACGUCGUGCGCCGCGCCGCCCAGGCCGCCGAGCUCAAGGCGCUGGGCGGCGAUGAGGUGAUCUGCUCAACGGACGAGAGUGUGCCAGAGAGGGUGCGCGCCAUAACAGGCGGGCGAAUGGCGCAUGCAGCCGUGGAGAGCGUGGCGGGCGACCUCACGGGCGCAGUGCUCUCCUCCGUGCGUCCGGGCGGCACCGUGCUGCUCUUUGGGGGCGCCUCCGGGGCCGCCUUCUCCGCCUCCAUUGGGGACUUUAUUUUCAGGGAUGUGACACUAAAGGGCUUCUGGGUGGGUCGGUUCUUGAAGGCACUGAGCCACGAGCAGCGGCAGGCGGUGGUGAAGGAGGCCUUUGACCUGAUAGCCAACGGCACUGUCACUCCCUUCACCGGUGAUAAAAUGGACCUCGCAGAGUUUGCUGCUGCGCUCAAGAACCAGAUGGCGGAGAACCGCCAAGGGAAGAUUCUUCUCUCUGGAUAA
Molecule: messenger RNA, 1074 nt
Organism: Closterium sp. Yama58-4
Lineage: Eukaryota; Viridiplantae; Streptophyta; Zygnematophyceae; Desmidiales; Closteriaceae
Source: the annotation of a GenBank genome assembly